AUGCCGAGGAAGGACAUUGCUCCGGGCGAUCUGCUUGUUGUGGAUGAUGCAUUUGACCAUCGAGGUCCCCCGAUGUCCUGGUUGGCCGAGUCCCUGGCCCAGUCGCGGCUCGCAGCAGCACGCGCCGGCGACGCUGGCGCCCAGUUUCAGCAUGCGGAGACCCUCCGGCUCAGCGGCAGCGAGCCCUCCGGAGAGGCUUUGCAGUGGUACAGGAAAGCCGCCGACCAGGGCCACGUGGAGGCCCUCCUUCGUGCUGGGACUCUGCUCCACCGAAAACUGCGGGAGCUGUCCGACAGGAACGACCCAGCACUGGAGCAAGCAGCGUCGGAGGUGUACCGCUACUACGUGCAAGCUUCAGCUGGCGGCUGCGUGAAAGCUCAGCUUCUCUUGGCCGAGUUCUGCAUGGAUGGCAAGUUCAUGGAGGUGAACCGGAACUGCAGUGCAACUUGGGCUCGACGCGCGUUGGAAAGCGGUGCGGCGCGCACGGCGCUCUUUGCGGAGACCUUCUUUGAGCUCGCCGAGUGCUUUCUGCAAGGAAAGCAUGGUCCAAUGGAUCAGGCUUCGGCUUUCUUUUGGCUGCAAGUGGCCGCCGACGCGGGAUCUGCCAAGGCCCAGUACAUGCUGGGAAGAGAGCUUUUGGAGGACCUCACGGCGGCUACUGGCAACGAGUUUGCAGCCGAGUGGUUGCAGAGGGCCGCAGAUCAGGAUCAUGAGGAGGCGCAAUUCCUCCUCGGCGUCGCACUGGCCAUGGGCCAAGGCCUGCCAAAGAACGACGCUGCGGCUGCGGAGUGGUUCCGAGAGGCGGCGGUGCGAGGCCACGCCUUGGCCCAGUACAACCUUGCGAUUGCGUUAGAGGAGGGCCGUGGCCUUGCGGCAAACGCCUCGGCAGCCGAGGCGUGGUUUCAAGCUGCAGCCACGCAGGGAGUGGCUGAGCCCGGCUGGAACUGGAUACGAAGGUUGGUCCGAGCUCUUCUCCAGCCGCGAGGCUUGAUUAAAUCGAUCCUUGGGCAUCGGUGA
This is a messenger RNA of Symbiodinium sp. CCMP2592, 1017 nucleotides long. The record is from the annotation of a GenBank genome assembly. Lineage: Eukaryota; Dinophyceae; Suessiales; Symbiodiniaceae.